Messenger RNA from Penicillium macrosclerotiorum, 1026 nucleotides. Its product is annotated as NmrA family protein. The transcript has 4 exons. Bases 1 to 1026 code for a protein of 341 amino acids. NCBI's taxonomy places the organism in Eukaryota, Fungi, Ascomycota, Eurotiomycetes, Eurotiales, Aspergillaceae. The record is from RefSeq and is a predicted model, not a curated record.
AUGUCACCUCUCACAUUGACCGGUAAUUUCUCCUCGCCCAAGACUGUUACAGUUUACGGAGCCACUGGCAAUCAAGGCGGCUCCGUCGUCCGUUCGCUGGUUCAAAACAAGUCCUUUAAUGUAAUCGCCAUUACGCGAAAUACUUCCUCCAAAGCCGCAGAAGAUCUGCGCUCGUUAGGAGUCAAGCUCGUCAGGGCCGAUGGGUGGAAGAAAGAAGAGAUUGCUAGGGCUUUUGCCGGCUCCUGGGCUGCAUUUGUGAAUACUAAUUCCGACGACCCGGGUCCUACCGAGUUCGAUCUUGGGAAAGUAAUCAUUGACGGCAUUGUCGAAGCCGGCACCGUGAAACAUCUAGUCUACAGCUCAUCAAUCUCCACGUUUGCCUUCAGCGAUGGGAAGGUUUACACCCAAGCAGCUGAAAUGAAAUCGAAGAUCGAAAAUUAUGCUAGAGACAUUGGGGGCUUUGAGACAGUAUGUUCCGUAUAUCCAGGAUUUUUUAUGGAAUUUUUCUCUAGCAGAGAGAUGGCUGUGCUGAGUGGAGGGUUUCCUUUCUUCCCUGAUGAAGAUGGGGUUUUGACUUUAAGGCUUCCUCAAUGGGGCUCUGAGUGCCACAGACCUAUUCCUUGGAUUGCCGUGAAAGAGGACUUUGGAGAUAUUGUUCACGGAAUACUACUGGAGCCAAAGAAGUAUAACAAGAAGCCAGUCCAGGCAUUCAGCGAUCCUAGGACAUUCGCAGAGGCGACGAUUGCUUUCCAAUCCGUGUUUCCCAAAAAGAGGGCCAGAUAUAUUCCGCAAAGGUCUUGGGAAGAUUUCGGGGCUGGCAUUCCUGGUACGGAAGAAAUAAGGUCCUUAUUCCAGUUUGGCCAGGUAUGUGAUGCGAAAUACUUUGGGGAAGAGCCCAUGCGGGUGGAUGUUCCAGCGCAUCUCAAAGCUCAGGCGUCAAAGGCGAUGGGAAAGGGUUUUCAGAGCCAACAGCUACUUCAACUUGAGGAUUGGUUUUCGAAUAACCUUCAGCAUGAAGUAAAUUGA